AUGAGCGUCCUCGGUUGCCGUGCCCACAGAUUGGCAUCGGCAGUUCUCCUUGCCGGAAUACUGCCAUGCGCCUCUCAGCGUGCUUUCAAGAUCAGCAGCAGCGCGUGUACUUUGACUGCUUCCGCUUCAAGCUGUCAGGUAGCAGCUGCGGGUGACGCAGCUCUGCAGAUUGUUUUCAAUGCCAAUGCUGCGACAGCUCUGACAUUGGACAUGUCUUCUACAACAACCUGCAGCGCAUCUGGAAUAGUCUGUCCGCAGGUUUUUAUGGUAACAUCUGACCACUCAGAGAACGUGGUCAAGCUGUCGAAGUGUUCGUACUACAAGCAGGCCGACUACAGCACGCACUUGUUGACCUAUACAUUCAUGAAUGUUGGCGCAAGCUCUGCUUUUGCAGUUCACGAUGAUCAUAAUGUUGGCCGAGCGGUCGUGCCUCCGGGGUCCAUCAGAGAGUGCUUUUGUCACUGCUCUGGGACCUGUGCCACUGGCACCAACAAUCGGCUAUACUGCACCCACAUCAGUACGCGUUGA
Messenger RNA from Symbiodinium necroappetens, 528 nucleotides. NCBI's taxonomy places the organism in Eukaryota, Dinophyceae, Suessiales, Symbiodiniaceae. The record is from the annotation of a GenBank genome assembly.